Molecule: messenger RNA, 687 nt
Organism: Drosophila arizonae
Lineage: Eukaryota; Metazoa; Arthropoda; Insecta; Diptera; Drosophilidae
Cellular component (GO): membrane; cytosol
Source: RefSeq, a predicted model, not a curated record
AUGAAUCAGCUGGCAAGCUGUAAAAAUCCAGGCGAAUUUAAUCCAGUGCAGGAGCUAAUUUUGCGAAACGCCUUUCAGCGCAAUGUUUUGCUGUUGCCACCCAGCUUGAAAUAUGGCGCACUGAAUGCAAAUGCUGAAUAUGAGCAGCUGGCUAUGAGUUAUGACAGCCUCGUCAGCCAGGGCUCGCCGAAUAGAACGGAAUCGGAUCUCUGCAUGCGUGAUAUAGUCACUCUGGAUACGAGCCGGUGUAAGCUGAGUCUGAACUGCUUGGACCUGCUGACCAGCGAGGCGCCAGCCUAUGGCUAUCAGCGCACUCAUCAGGUGCUUCUGCUCUACAUGCUGCAGCAUCACAAAUGUGCGCCCCGCCUGAGCCCGCCCCAGCUGUACGAGGAGCUGGCGAAGGGACACUGCAAUGAGAUCUUAGGCGAACAAAAUGCGAUACGCAGCCUGGCGCUGGGCAUGGGCAAGUACAAGGAUCUCUAUCUGGAGCAAGCAACUAUUUGUGGUCUCUGGGGCUACAAUGAGUUCCUCAACUGGCGCAAUGCGCAGAAGAGGGGAGGAGUGGGCGAGGAGGCGCUGGAGGAGGUGGAAGAAAACAUGGAAGCCAGCCAGGAGCAUGGCUCUUGGAUAUUAAUGCCUCAUUUGCUGCAAGUGACGAAGUGGGGCGGCAGUUGCAGCACCCACUAA